This is a messenger RNA of Orcinus orca (killer whale), 1310 nucleotides long. It is a transcript of the gene CIDEB, whose product is annotated as cell death inducing DFFA like effector b. Bases 83 to 862 code for a protein of 259 amino acids. The transcript is spliced from 6 exons. Lineage: Eukaryota; Metazoa; Chordata; Mammalia; Artiodactyla; Delphinidae. Gene Ontology annotation, biological process: regulation of apoptotic process; apoptotic process. The record is from RefSeq and is a predicted model, not a curated record.
UUCCAGCUCAGCAGCGUCUCGUUUCCCGGGGGACCGUAGCAAACCGACAUCCCUAGGCGCCUACGGGAGGCUGGAAAGAGCCAUGGAGCGCUUUCAGGUGGGGCAAAAGCCCACGUUACGCCUGAUGCCGCUCCAACCCCGCCGAGAACCACCGAGCCCAGAACUCCCGGGAGAGGCAACUCUCCUGCUCCUUCCCUCCACCAUGGAGUACCUCUCUGCCCUGGACCCCAGCGGCCUGCUCAGGUCAGUAACCAGUAUGAGCUCCGAUUUGGGCCGUAAGGUCUGGACCUCGGCUCCACCACCCCCGCGACCUUUCCGCGUCUGUGAUCACAAGCGGGCCACUCGGAAAGGCCUUACAGCUGCCACCCGCCGGGAACUGCUACACAAGGCACAGGAGACUCUGACGCUGAGUGGAGUGCUAACACUGGUGCUGGAGGAGGAUGGGACCACAGUGGAGAGCGAGGACUUCUUCCAGCUGUUGGAGGAUGACACAUGCCUGAUGGUGCUGAAGUUGGGACAGAGCUGGAGCCCCAGCAGGAGUGGGGUGCUGUCGUAUGGCCUGGGCCGGGAGAAGCCCAAGCACAGCAAGGACAUCGCCCGCAUCACCUUCGACGUAUACAAGCAAAACCCUCGAGACCUCUUUGGCAGCCUGAACAUCAAAGCCACGUUCUACGGGCUCUACUCCAUGAGCUGUGACAUUCAAGGACUCGGCCCAAAGAAAAUACUCAGGGAGCUCCUCCGAUGGGCCUCCGCACUGCUGCAAGGCCUGGGCCACAUGCUGCUGGGAAUCUCCUCCACCCUUCGUCAUGCAGUGGAAGGGACUGAGCGGUGGCAGCGGCAGGGUCGCCUCCAACCCUACUGAGAAGGGGCUCUGAGCUUCUGCCCCUAGACUCAUUCCAAGAGACAGACUGUAAGGACUGUGACAGCAUCAAGUUUGGGGCCUACACACAGUGCAGGCUCACUAUCCCGCCUGUUUUCCCCAGUCUUCUGAUCCCAUAGUGACAGGCCCAUCAGCCUAAUGCCUUCCACCCCAGCCUAUACCCAUUGCUGAAGAAUACUAUCCAUUCCUAGCCAUCUUUGCAGCCUCCCACUUACCCUGAAAGGCCACAGCCUGUCCACAGGCAUCUGGAUCCCACCCUGAUUGCUGCUACAUCUAGAGGUCCUUACCACUCCCCUCCUGUCCCUAAGCUCCCCAGUGCCCUGAAGAAAGCCCUCUCUAACUUUACCUUGAGAUCUCUAUUUCUUUGUACCCUUCCCACACAAAAUAACAAAGGUGUUUCCAGUAAAAAUAUAAAAAUGUUUAUCAAUAA